AUGCGCAAAAGAGUUUUCAUCCGGAAGUGUCAAUGUAAUAGUUCAUUGGUCCGUUUUCUCGCUUGCUCACCUAUCAUCACCUGCUUUCUUUCUUUCUUUCUUUCUUUCUUUCUUUCUUUCUUUCUUUCUUUCUUUCUUUCUUUUUCCCGCUUGGAGGGAAGCAGAAGAAACCAAAAGAGAAAAAAUUACGAUCGUUUCUUUCUUGUUUCUUUGUUUCUUUUUUCUUUCUGUCGUUCUUUCUUUCUUUCUUUCUUUCGCUUGAAGUUAAGCAGGAGAAAGCAAAAGAGAAAAGUCUUUCUUUCUUUCUUUCUUUCUUUCUUUCUUUCUUUCUUUCCUUCUUUCUUUUCCGCCCUUUCACCUGUCGUAAUUGGAUUUCUUUCUUUUUGUCACCUUCUCACCUAUCUUAAUAGGCUUUCUUUCUUUCUUUCUUUCUUUCUUUCUUUGCUUUCCGCCCUUUCACCUAUCGUAAUUUUCUUUCUUUCUUUCUUUCUUUCUUUCUUUCUUUCUUUCUUUCUUUCUUUGCUUUCCGCCCUUUCACCUAUCUCUUUCUUUCCUUCUUUCUUUCUUUCUUUUUCUUUCUUUCUUUCUUUCUUUGCUUUCCGCCCUUUCACCUAUCGUAAUUUUCUUUCUUUCUUUUCUUUCUUUCUUUCUUUUUUUCUUUCUUUCUUUUUUCUUUCCGCCCUUUCACCUAUCGUAAUUUUCUUUCGUUCUUUUUCUUUCUUUCUUUCUUUCUUUCUUUCUUUCUUUCUUUCUUUCUUUCCUUUCCACCUUUCACCUAUCGUAAUUUUCUUUCUUUCUUUCUUUCUUUCUUUCUUUCUUUCAUUCUUUCUUUGCUUUCCGCCCUUUCACCUAUCUCUUUCUUUCCUUCUUUCUUUCUUUCUUUCUUUCUUUCUUUCUUUCUUUCUUUCUUUCUUUUCCGCCCUUUCACCUAUCGUAAUCGGAUUUCUUUCUUUCUUUCUUUCUUUCUUUUCCGCCCUUUCACCUAUCAUAUUUGGGUUUCUUUCUUUCUUUCUUUCUUUCUUUCUUUCUUUCUUUCUUUCUUUCUUUCUUUUCCGCCCUUUCACCUAUCGCUUUCUUUCUUUCUUUCUUUCUUUCUUUCUUUCUUUCUUUCUUUCUUUCUUUCUUCCGCUUGAAGUUUCUUGUUUGUUUGUUUCUUUCUUUCUUACUUUUCCCCGCCUUUUCACCAAUCAUAAUAAUCUUUCUUUCUUUCUUUCUUUCUUUCUUUCUUUCUUUCUUUCUUUCUUUCUUUCUUUCUUUUUUCCUUUCUUUCUUUCUUUCUUUCUUUUCCGCCCUUUCACCUAUCGUAAUUUUCUUUCUUUCUUUCUUUCUUUCUUUCUUUCUUUCUUUCUUUCUUUCUUUCUUUCUUUGCUUUCCGCCCUUUCACCUAUCGUAAUUGGCUUUCUUUCUUUCUUUCUUUUCCGCCCUUUCACCUAUAGUAAUUGGCUUUCUUUCUUUCUUUCUUUCUUUCUUUCUUUGCUUUCCGCCCUUUCACCUAUCGUAAUUGGCUUUCUUUCUUUCUUUCUUUCUUUCUUUCUUUCUUUCUCUCUUUCUUUCUUUCUUUCUUUCUUUUCCGCCCUUUCACCUAUCGCUUUCUUUCUUUCUUUCUUUCUUUCUUUCUUUCUUUCUUUCUUUCUUUCUUUGCUUUCCGCACUUUCACCUAUCGUAAUUGGCUUUCUUUCUUUCUUUCUUUCUUUCUUUCUUUCUUUCAUUCUUUUUUUCUUUCAUCGCUUUCCGCACUUUCACCUAUCGUAA
Messenger RNA from Acanthosepion pharaonis, 1752 nucleotides. NCBI's taxonomy places the organism in Eukaryota, Metazoa, Mollusca, Cephalopoda, Sepiida, Sepiidae. The record is from the annotation of a GenBank genome assembly.